This is a messenger RNA of Orussus abietinus, 1651 nucleotides long. RefSeq names its product iodotyrosine deiodinase 1 (gene Iyd). Bases 476 to 1369 code for a protein of 297 amino acids. NCBI's taxonomy places the organism in Eukaryota, Metazoa, Arthropoda, Insecta, Hymenoptera, Orussidae. The record is from RefSeq and is a predicted model, not a curated record. The transcript is spliced from 4 exons. Gene Ontology annotation, molecular function: oxidoreductase activity.
AUGACUACAAUAUAUUUAGAUAUCGUUCGUAAUAGAAUAAUUGCAUGAUUAAUUUAUGAGGUUAACGGUUAUGAUCAUUCGUUUUGUAAAGUAUGAGAUUUGUUUCAAGAAUCUGUUUCCAUUUGGCGGUUAGGAGUGUUAUCAGUGUGUUGUUAUUGUACUCUUAUAUGUCAAUAUCUUGGAAAUAUGUCCUUAUCUCUGUGUUAAUUACAUGUGUCUUCGAUAUGUAUAUCAAGAAAUAAAUUAAUACAUACCACCAUUCUUUCGUACUUUUUACUGCUUAUGUAAAUGUUGACCUAAAAAAAGUAAGGUUCUCUGUUAUACAGGUUUUUUAAUUACCAAGAAAUGAAAGUUUUGUAGGAGUGGUUGCGUUUAUAGUGAAAACAGGAGAUAAUACUCUUCCUUGACAUAUAAAUAUCCCAAUAGUUUAUUAGGUUAUAAUUUAUUUAUCUUGUGAAAUUAAAGAAUCUUUAUAAUGCUUAAAGAUAUUCUACCAUUUUGGACAACAUAUGGACAGUAUGUUGUAAUUGGAAUUUUGCCAUAUUUGGUAUAUUGUUUCUUCCUUAAGAAGUUUACAAAUAUUGCAGCAAAUAGAAAGAAUUCAAAUACCGAGAAUGCACAGGAAGAAGAUGAAAAUCAUGAGAAUGUAUUGGAUGAAGAUACAGAUGAACCAGUACUUCCAAAAGAUUUAAAAAGCAUACCAUUUAAAUAUGUGAGACCAUCGGAGGGAGAAAUGGUACAGAGGUCUAUUGAAUUCUACAAUAUUGCUUCAGCAAGACGAACGCUUCGAUUCUUCAGUUCGGAUCCUGUCCCACCAGAAGUUAUACAUAACAUUAUAAGAACUGCUGGUAUGAUAUUGGAAACAAGAACUUCACCUAGUGGCGCACAUACUGAGCCUUGGACAUUUGUAGUUGUAAGCAAUACAUGUACGAAGGAACGUAUAAGAGAAAUAGUAGAGUUGGAAGAAGAAAUAAAUUACAAAAAGAGGAUGAGUAAAAAAUGGGUGACAGAUUUAAAACCUUUAAAGACUAAUUGGGUCAAAGAAUAUUUAACCACAGCACCUUACUUAAUUUUUGUUUUUAAACAAACAUAUGGAGUUUUGCCAGAUGGCAAGAAAAAGCACCAUUACUAUCAUGAAUUAAGCGUUUCUAUCGCUUGUGGAAUACUUAUUACUGCAAUUCAAUAUGCUGGAUUAGUAACACUGACAUCUACGCCAUUGAAUUGUGGACCAGCAUUGCGUACCUUACUUGGCCGUCCGUCUUCUGAAAAACUCACACUGUUGUUACCCGUUGGAUACCCUGCUAAUGACGCUACUGUUCCUGCACUACGACGAAAACCUCUUGACGACAUCUUAAUUGAAGUCAAUUAAUUAUAUUAUUAGAAUGUAAGUUUCAUACAAGCCAAGUUAUGGUCAAAACUAUCCACUAAAAUAAAAAAAAAGAAAAAUAAGAACUUGAACAUUAGUAGUAUCUUUUCAGAAAGAAUUUUUGUUUUACAACUAGAUUUUAAGUUUAAAACGAAGUGAAUAUUAGUAUUUUUAAGUGUACUACUUAAUUAUGUAAUGUUAUGUACACAUAAUUACAGGAAUAAUUUUUAAAUACAAUGAGAACCAACGCAUCGGUUUAUUUUUAUUGUUUAGAACGGUAAUUUC